Molecule: messenger RNA, 4575 nt
Organism: Ogataea angusta
Lineage: Eukaryota; Fungi; Ascomycota; Pichiomycetes; Pichiales; Pichiaceae
Exons: 1
Coding region: 1-4575 (1524 amino acids)
Source: RefSeq, a predicted model, not a curated record
AUGGACCAGGCUAUGCUCGUCAACAACCGCAGGCCCCAAAAUGUUGUGGACGGGGUGCCUAGCAGCAGCAUGAGUCGGGCAUUGGGCGAUAGUGCUUUCAUAGAUGUUCGAAAAGAAGCCCCGUUGCCCAACAACAACAGACUGCAUUAUGGUAACCAGCCAGGACCAUAUUACCCUCCAGCACAUUACCAGGGAUACCAGAAACCUUAUCCGGGGGCAUACCAGGUUCCACAUCAGCGACACGAUAUGUACAUGCCCAUGCAGCCUCAGGUAGACUAUUAUGGCCGGCCGGCUAACAUGGCACCUCCGAGGAUGUAUGGCGAAGGAGCAUCGCAUUCGAGAAGAAGCUCGCUUGUCUCGAACUCUUCCAGCUCAGUGAACAAGUUUUUCAAGAGAGGAAUGAAGUUCGGAAAAGAUGACGACGACGAUGGAAACGGAGACGCGGACGGAGACGUGGAAGUCGAUGCCUCGGCCAGCACCGUGUCUUUUGAUGAUCUGCAACAUAUAAGAGGUGGUGGAAGAUACGGGAAUGGCUCGUCUGCUUUAGAUACUCAGCCUUAUAUCCCCACGUUAUCCAACAGACCGAGAGGUCCUAACGGCCAAUUGUCAAAUGUGCAGUACCGUAAGCUAAUGACCGCACAGAAGAAGAUGGCAGCUGCACAGCUGGCAAAUGCCAACAAGGGUCCUCCACGGGCAAUGAGUUUGGAGGCAGGCAUGAUGCGGUACCCAAGAACGAUGUCUAUGCAAUCAGCAGGUCCAGGCUACAUGAGUCCUGGCCCCAGAAUGGGAUAUGAUCCAAGGGCUAUGUCCAUGCAGACGAGACCCCCACCAUUCAAUAAUCAAUUUGGUGGUCCCGAUCCAAGCAACAGCAAUCCUCCGAAGGCCAUGUCGAUGACCUCGAGAUUUUCAAACUCGCCGUACAGGGCUCCACAAGGCAUGGCUCCUCAGCCCCCCUAUUAUGGCGGUAAGGUGGUUUCCAAUCCAGCGGUUCCAAGUAUGGGCUCUGAAUAUCCUAAGACCAGUCAGGACAUGCAAAUGCCACCCCAAAUGUUGCGUGCAGGCCCAGGGGGCCCCUUAGGCCAGCAGCGCGCUCCAAGUCCUUACUCGCAACAGCCUCCAACGCUGAAGCAUCCUCAGCCCGUCUCCCAGCAAACUAUACCCCAACAAGAACGUUACACGACAGUCAACUACAACAUGCCCGGACCGAUACAGCCUACCAGUGCUCUCGAAUCGCAAACCAUGCCAGCCUCUUCAAGCCCAGCGCAAGUCAAUCCACCAGCUAAUCAUAAUGCAGCGUAUUUGCCAAUGCAAAAUAGACAAUCUGCACAGCAAUUUGCCACAGUCGAACCUCAAAUUCAAGAGAAAGCAUUGGAGGACGAAGAAUCAUCUCGUUCUAUCGGUUACAUAAACGGCGAAAGUAAUCCACAAAGCCAACAGUUGCAGAAGGAGUAUAAUGGAGUGCUUGCAGAAGAUAGCUUGACGUCACAGGAGGAAAGAGAAGUUCGGCCUACAAAUGAGCCUACUCAGGUCCAAACUACAGCUUUUGAAUAUUCUUCAAACAACGCACCUCCUCCAGAGCCGUUCCAGCCUGUGAAAAAGAACAACAGGGGCAAGCUCAACAGGUAUGUGUUUGCUGACAGUGAUGAUGAGCCUGACGAGGGUCCAGUUUAUCAAGAAACAGAACUUAUCAAAGAGCUGCCAAAUAAUGACCAAGAGCCAUCAGAGAAAGUGACACCGAAUAAGGAGCCAGGCGUAGACGACACUGCAAAGCCUCGGGAAAUGUCACCUUCUCAACGCCAAUCGAAUGACUCUCAGAUUUUUACGGACGCCGGUCCUCAUUCUUCAGCUAAAUCGGUUCUAUCAACUUCUACGCAAAAUCGUGAUGAGCAUGAUGGGGCAACAAGACAGUCCUCGUACUACUCUGAACAAGCUCGAAUGCCAUCAGGAGGCGAGCCAGCUUCGUCUAUGUACUCGGUGUCAUCGUCGCAUGAAAGUCCCGAAAAGCAACGCGUUGCUAGUUCUCUCGUGUAUCAGCUUGCUAAUGCCAGCACAACUCAGCAGGAUAUUUUCACAACGGCAACAGAACUGCCAAUUGAUGAGAAGGGACCAGACUUGGAGCAACCAAAGGUUAUUGAUGAUAUGGAUGACUACGAUACAAGCAAGAACAAUUCGUAUUCAACUCUCAAUGAUUUCGAGGCCCCCCAAACUGUAAUCGAACAAGGUGACAGCUAUUCUUUUGACUCGAUUUCGAAAACUCCAGAUCACACGGUAAUCAGCAAUGAUGACGGUGAGAGCAAGGUAAAAGACCAACAAGUUGACUCCCCUGACCCAGGUCUCGUUACAGAAGAAACCGAAUCUGAAUCCAGGGAUCUAAACGAUAAUUCAAUCCGAACCACAAGCGCUUUGAUGAGCACCGACAAACCUAACUCCUCUAACACUUCAAAAACCAUGAGUCCUGUUAUUAAAGACACUCCAAUCGAGGACAAUAAGCCAAAAGAAGGCGAAGAUAUACUCGAUAUUACUUCAUCUUCAACAAGCGCGCAGAUGGUAAUGUCAAGAGGUCCUGAUGGUCACAAGGUAGACAGCAGUUUGAUGUAUGCACAUGAGACGCAAAGAUCAGUGAUUCCCGAGACUUUGCAGAAUCCAGAAAACACUGUACCAAUUGCCCAAGCACAAGGAGAAACCGAGGCCAAAAAACAGCCUUCUGUCCCCACGGUUAGACAUUACAAAUCGAUGCUUUUGCCUGUUGAGAAUGAAGAGGAUUUGAAGAAGCGACAACCUACACAGCACAAGAGUGACGACAAGAAAGCUGACACCGAUUUGGGCCUCACUCCCGACAACUCAUCGGCGUCGUCAAAAGUCCGCUCCAGGAAACCACCUCCUCAGCCCAUCGUAUCCAACAAAGCCACGGAGCCUGAGUCCACCAAAAAAUCGCCUUUUAUGGGAUUCAGAGAAGCGUUUUCCAAACCGGUUUCUGCAGGAAACAGCCCAAAGCUGCCUAAUGCUAAGCACUUCCUAAAGAAGAUCUCUAGAAGGAAGCGUGAUGAGGAUGGCCAUGCGAAUACCUCAAGUCAGAGUGAUAACUCAUACAAAGUUAUUGGUUCUUCAACGAGCUCUGUUCAAAACAGCGGUUACGCCCACAACUACCACGGACUCACAAUCAAUCUACCUACAAAAGACUCGGAUACCUCUUUCAAAAACAAAAAAUUGCCUAAAACUCCUAUUACCCCUUCGGACUCGCUCAUGAACUAUAGGUUGACGUUGAAUUUGGCCAAUGAAGAGAAUGAAUACAGGUUGAGUAGAAUAAUUGACAUGGAUCUUGAUGAGCACAGCUUCAGUCAAAAUACGAGUCUGGAUGAUGUUAACGGAUUCAACCCCAGUGCUGAUUCAGAUAAGGCCACUCCUCUUGCUAACUCAAGCAUGACUCUGGAUUCAAGAGAGGAGCAAGUAUUUGACAAACGAACUCGACUAAGUGGGCUUGCGAGUACAGAAGAGAUGAUUAACAAUAAACUGGCAACUCCUCCUCGGAGUAAGGAAGAGGAGGAAUUUAACUUCACGUCCCCUGAAUCGAGCAAAACAGGAAAGAUUUCUUUAGGAGAUUAUCCUGAAAUUACUACCUAUCAGCAUAUGAUGAGCAACCGGAGCCAGCAUCAGGAUCAAUCGUCGAAUACUAUGUCGUCCCUGUAUGCUUUCCAGGAUGCCAAGGAGAGAUCACUGGCGCCACCCAGCUCGACUUUUGACAUAAAAGAUAGACAGAUGACGCCUGUCUCUCAGCCAACAAAUCAAGAAAAGAGCCAAACUGCAGUUUUCACACCACAACAAUUAGAGCUGUUCAACUCGAACCAAGAACUGUUCAACGAGCUUCAAAUUGUUUCCAGCGAGCUGGCCGAUAGUAUAUCCAGAGAAAUCAGACUUCAGCGCAAAUUGGAAGUGAACAAUAUUCCGAUUGAGGGAGACGUGGUGUCUGAAGAGUCAAAGAUUGCAAGUCUUACACAGCAACUUGCGGAUGAAAGACGCAAGAGAUUUGCUAUGGAAGAGUUCCUUGCUCAGCAAUAUAGUAAAGAAUUUGAUGUUGCGGAUCUCAAGAACAAAGUGUACAAUAAUUCUGAUAUGGGCUACAAAGUGUUCAAGCUAACUGAAGAAAACAAUUUGAACAAAUCAAAGUAUGAAAUGAUGGAGCAGGAGAACAGCGAGCUCAAGAAGAGGCUAGAAAAGCUGAGCGGCGAGAACAAGGAGCUAAUCGGCACAACCAUCCCGAAACUGAGAAACCAGCUGGAGGUGGCUGAAAAUUCAGUUUCUGCGGCUACUUACGACUCUCUUUUGAAAGAGAUUGAGCAGCUCAAGUCAGAAAAGUUGCAUCUGAGGAGCCAAUUGAGCUCGAAGGGCAACAUUGCAGAGCUUGAGUCUCAGAAAGAAGAGUUGCGUGAGGCUCUCAAGAACGUUAAAGCUCAAAAAGAGAUGGAUCUAAGAAUGUGCGCAGAGAGAAUCCGUACCUUGGAGGCCAAGGUUGAGAAGCUUUCUCUGACGAAUGAACGGUAUAUCGAAAAAUUUGGACAGAUUGCGGCUGAUGAGUGA